Copidosoma floridanum is the source of this 574-nucleotide messenger RNA. RefSeq names its product NADH dehydrogenase [ubiquinone] 1 beta subcomplex subunit 3 (gene ND-B12). Gene Ontology annotation, biological process: electron transport chain. Gene Ontology annotation, cellular component: mitochondrion. NCBI's taxonomy places the organism in Eukaryota, Metazoa, Arthropoda, Insecta, Hymenoptera, Encyrtidae. The record is from RefSeq and is a predicted model, not a curated record.
UAAAGGGGUUUUCGGUUUUUCGCAAUUGGCGUAUUUUCGUUUUCGUUAACACUACGCGCUUGUGUUAUCAAAAUAGGAUAAACAUUGUGGGCGAUCAUAACCUUUUUGUUUGACGUUUGUUUCAUUGUUGUUUUUGAUAGUUUACUUGUGAAUUUUUCAAGACAAAAUGGGAGGCCACCAUAAACCACACAUACCAGAAGUUCCGGAUGCAUCAAAGUUCAAAGUUGAAAGCUCAGAAUUUUUAAUGGACAUACAAAAAAAGUUGGGAGAAAAAGGUUUGAAGGACCCAUGGCUGAGGAAUCACGUCUGGCGCACAGACCAGUGGAAAGGCAAAAAACAUCCCGACUGGGUGUUGCUAAGAAUAUUCACUUACGGCUGGAAAAUCUGGGUGCCUCUGGUCAUUGGUACCAUUGCUGUCGAAAGCUUUUUGGGCAUUGAUUAUCACGGCCAUAGUAAUCACGGCGAUCACGGGAACGGCGAUGGACACGGUGACAAGCAUUGAAAGUGAUUUAUCUAGAUAGAACCCUAAGCGAUUCUGUACUGUUGUAAGUUUAAUAAAGUUAUAUCGAAUCAA